Messenger RNA from Fraxinus pennsylvanica, 1836 nucleotides. The record is from the annotation of a GenBank genome assembly. Lineage: Eukaryota; Viridiplantae; Streptophyta; Magnoliopsida; Lamiales; Oleaceae.
AUGGACCGGAGGAGUUGGCUGUGGCGCCGGAAAUCAUCUGAGAAAAGUCCCAAUGGUGAAACAGAAAGCUCAGGAUCAAUAUCAUCACAUUCAGAAAGAUUUUCUGAUGAUCAGGCCUCAUCAAAUCAUAACACUCACUCACCAGAAGUCAUAUCUAAAGCUGCACCCAGCGAUGAAGAACUUAAUGAAAGUGUGAAGACCUUAUCAGAGAAAUUAUCAGAAGCUCUUCUAAACAUUCGUGCGAAGGAAGACUUGGUAAAGCAGCAUGCCAAAGUCGCGGAGGAAGCUGUCUCGGGAUGGGAGAGAGCUGAAAAUGAAGUGCUAGUUCUGAAGAAACAAACUGAGGCCAUAACUCAGAAAAACUCAGUCCUUGAACAACGUGUUGGACAACUUGAUGGAGCCCUUAAAGAGUGUUUGAGACAACUUCGACAGGCAAGAGAAGAGCAAGAACAAAAGCUUUAUGAUGCUGUUGCCCAGAAAAGUAGUGAAUGGGAAUCGACAAAGUCGGAACUUGAAAACCAGCUUAUCGAACUCCGUUCUCAACUUCAAAGUGCUAAAACAGAUGUCAUUAAGCUUGAAACCAUGGAGAAAGAGAAUGCAAUCCUUAAGAGAGAACUCCACUCUCAAGCUGAAGAACUGAAACUGAUGACCUGUGAGAGAGACUUAAGCACCCGUGCUGCAGAAACUGCUAGUAAACAGCAUCUUGAUAGCAUAAAAAAGACAGCAAAGCUUGAGGCAGAGUGUCGCAGGCUAAAGGCAUUGGCUCGCAAAGCAUCGCAUGCAAAUGAUCUUCAUUCUGUUACUUCAUCAACAGUUCAUGUAGAAUCGUUUGCAGAUAGUCAGUCGGAUAUUGUAGAUAGUCUAUUGGUUAUUGAAAAUGACGAUUGCAAGAUAAAUGGAUUGAAACCAGUGGACAGUAGGUUUUGCUACCCUGAGUCUCGAGUUUUAGUGGCCGAGAUAGAUCAACAAAGACCUCUGGAAAGAAAUCAUAUGGUUUCAUCUGUUGAGAUUGAUCUCAUGGAUGAUUUUCUUGAAAUGGAGAGGUUUGCAGCCUUACCUGAGACAGAGAGUGGAAGCUGCCCUGAUACAGAAGCCCGGGGUGGGGAACAACCUUUAAAAGCUGAACUGGACACCAUGAUGACUCGGACAGCUGAACUUGAGGAAAAGUUGGAGAAGGUGGAAGUAGAGAAAAUAAGUUUGGAGAUGGCUCUAAAGGAGUGCCAAAAACAGCUUAAGACGUCCCGAGAUCAACUAAAGGAAACACAGUUGAAGUUGGUGGACCUGGAAACUCAGCUUGCUAUGGUGAAUGAAGCAAAGAGAGCGGCUGAACUAGAAGUCGAGGCUGCCAAUGAAAAGCUUACCAAAUCAACAAAGAAUUUAGAAGAAGCCAAGGUCAAUCUGGUCGAACUUCAAAAUCAGUUAAUAGUUGUAAAUGAGGAAAAGUGUGUGGUGGAGUCUGAACUUAAAACUAGCAAUAUAAAUAAACAAGAAGUUGACUUACAAAUCAAAUCUCUAGAACGUGAGUUCGAAGCCUUGCAUUCGAGCAUUGGUACUUUAGAAGAAGAGAUUAAAAAAGAAAAAAGUGUUUCGGGGGAAGCUGUUUUGAGGUGUCAGACAUUAGAAAACGAGAUUUCGAGAAUGAAACUGGAUUCUCAGCUUCAGAGAUCGGCUGGCAUUGAAGAGUUCAGAAUCAAUCAGGAUAGAGAAUUGGCAGUGGCUGCUAGUAAAUUCACUGAGUGUCAAAAGACAAUUGCUUCUCUCAGUCGGCAGCUAAAAUCUCUUGCGACAUUGGAUGAUUUCCUGAUAGACUCAGAGGGGCCAGUAGAACUCCUUUGA